AUGGGCUCAGCCCACGCUGGCCAAUCCGGCCCGCUGCGGCUCUCGCCCAGGCUGACGCUGCACAGCCCGCUGGGGCUUGUCAUUCAUCGGGCUGAGCAAGAAUCAUCCUCCCAGCUCUGUCUGCGCCUUUCAGGAAAUGAUGGACGGAGCGACCCUGGAAUCGGGCGGCUUUGUUGUGUCCUUCUGCUUGUAACGGAUGCGGUGGUCAAACAAGGGUUGGGACUUGUUAUACUUUUCACGGAUGAGUUGGGUCAUAUUUCCCACUGGAGAGCCAUCAUGGCAGGAAGUCUGGCUGGCAUGGUUGCAACCAUCGUGACUUACCCCACUGACGUAAUUAAAACACGGCUUAUUGUGCAGAACCGACUGGAGCCAUCUUACAAAGGAAUUCUUCAUGCUUUUUACAAAAUUUACCAUCAAGAAGGACUCCUUGCACUCUACCGUGGCGUUUCACCAGCUAUAUUAGGUGCUGUCCCAUUUUCUGCGGGCUCGUUCUUUGUUUACAUCAAUCUGGACAAAAUCUGGCGAGAACCCAUAGUUCAUUUCACUCCUCUUCAGAACUUCAUAAAUGGCUGUGUCGCAGCUGGUGUGGCACAGACACUUUCUUUCCCCUUUGAGACUGUCAAGAGGAAGAUGCAGGCACAGAGUCCUUGGCUGCCUCACUAUGGAGCAGUUGAUGUCCAUUUUACUGGCAUGGCUGAUUGUUUCCGGCAAACUGUGAAGAACAAAGGUGUGCUCGGACUUUGGAGUGGACUCACACCCAGUCUGCUCAAGAUUGUCCCAUACUUCGGUGUUAUGUUUAGCACCUUUGAAUUCUGCAAGCGGGUCUGUCUGUACCGAAACGGUUAUAUUGAAUCUCCUUUAAAUUACAAGCUAACUCCUGGCGUGGACCAGAGUUUACAGCCACAAGAACUGAGAGAAUUAAAGCUCCUCCGAAGGGAAAACUUUGAGUCAAGGAAAUCAGCUCUUGAAAACUGACAUUAGAGUGCCCAUUGCAGAUAUACACACUACCUUUCUUAAGGAACUUCGCAGGAAAGACAUGCUGAACUACAGGUACCAGCGUCUCAGCGGAUUGCAUGGUUUUAGUACUGAGACACCAGUGCCAGGAAUGAAUAAAUCUUGUAUCUUAUUUGCUGAAUGGAUAUAAA
Molecule: messenger RNA, 1145 nt
Organism: Fulmarus glacialis (Northern fulmar)
Lineage: Eukaryota; Metazoa; Chordata; Aves; Procellariiformes; Procellariidae
Gene: SLC25A43
Product: solute carrier family 25, member 43
Exons: 5
Coding region: 1-975 (324 amino acids)
Biological process (GO): transmembrane transport
Source: RefSeq, a predicted model, not a curated record